AUGACCGACCAGAAGAGCACCUUGUCGUUCUUGGAAUGGGACGAGCACGAUGUGAAAUCAUGGCUGUCUCGUCAGGGUUUCGAACAGUAUGCUCAGCUAAUCCUCGACGAAGGAAUCACAGGCGACGCUCUCCCCUACCUCGAUCCACCCGCUCUACAAGAUCUCGGGAUAGACAAGCUCGGUCACCGGUUAUCGAUAUGUAAAGCCAUCUACAACCUCAAGGUGGAGUUGACCAUGGCUGCGGCCGAGGCGGAUCCGGAGGAUGGGCUGUCGAGCCUGGACAAAGCGCUGGAAGACAGGUUGUGGGACGUGAUACAAGAGCAGAACGAGAGAAUCGCGAAUCUGGAGAGGGAGUACAGGAGGUUGGCUGCGGCGGUCGCGGGAACGAGCAAGGUUAGUCAGCGACUGCGAGGCCGGUUCUGCGUGGACGGACACGGACAUUCACAUUCUCAAUCGCAUACGAACAACCCGAGCGGGUUGACCCUGUCAAGCCCGAAUUUAGGAUCAUCACAAGCUUCUACGCCCGUUCCGACCGGUACCUCUGAACAUAUACAGAGUUUAGGCGUACGGACCCCGGCGAGUGCGUUGUUGAGAUCGGCGACGACUUCGCACCGGACCACUCCUGGUACAGCCCUCGCACCGACUUCAGCAGAAACACCGGUCUCACACGUCUCGGGAGCGAGUCACCAAGACAAACAGGUCAUCUCCGCCUCGGCACAGAAGAGUGCCAAAGACGCUGCUGGAGCCGCCGCAAAGAGUUUCAGGGUCACCUUGGAAGACCCAUGUUUCAAGGUCUUGCCUGCCGCGCUCAAGAAGUACAACAUCAACGACGAUUGGAGGAUGUACGCCAUGUUUAUCUGCUAUGGAGAUACAGGCGAGUCGAAGCGGUGUCUGAGCUACGACGAGAUGCCGUUGCUCCUGUUCCAAAAGCUGAAAGAGUCGGGUCAGAAACCGGUCUUCAUGUUGAGACAUAUCAAAGACAUCCGAUCACCUACAGCGAUUGCGGCGAGCAAGCAAGCCUCCCGGAAAGGGAAACCCCCUGCGGAAGGUGGGGCAAAUGCCUCUAAUGAUCCCAGUAAACCCGGCACGAGUCCGACCACAGCAACCAAGUCUGCCGGAUCGGACACUCGUCUCCAUCGUCCUCCCGUUCUCCAGCCCAUCUCCGCCAAAGCCAAGGCCGCUGGGACGGGAAGCAACGCAGCCGGAAGCGGGAAGACGACGCCAGGAAGUGCAGGUCAUGGAGCUUUUCCAGAUUUGCCGAGUCCCGGUCUGAGAGGCCCGCUCAUGGGUCAAGCUGGAGAACAGACGGAUGGGAAUCGCGAGUUCAAAAAGAUUGGGUAUGCGGUCGCUAUCUAUCCUUAUGCUGCCGAGAGGGAGGACGAGUUUGAUGUGGUCAUCGGAACGGCCUUUGUCAUUCUCAGCAAAGCCAAGGGGUGGUGGGUCGUACAGAAGGACGGAGAAGGUACUGGAGACAUUGUCGUUGAUGACAGCCAGAGCGGCUGGGUUCCUGCCGGUUGUCUGCUAGAGACAAAUCGACCGAUAGGCCCCCCAGCAACCCGCGUAGCGGGCGACUUGGGUGCACUGGCAAAGCAGCCCAUUCUCCCCUCAUACAUCGUGUCGAGCUCUUUCCAGGGUGUCGCUCUCAUGCAAUAUGAUGCCAAGGGCGAGGACGAACUGAGCAUGCGCAAGGAUGAGCAGCUUCGCGUAUUCAAACGUUACGCCCAUUGGUCUUACAGUGUCAAGGAGACGGGUGAACGAGGCUGGGUGCCGUCAUGGUUCGUCGGUAAGUCCGCCGGCGGUGAAGCUGCAAGACUAAAACGUAACACGGCCCUCAUGUGCAACACUCAAUACACAGGCAAGAGAGGUCCCGAGGGUUCGUCCAGUACUUCAUCAGGCACCGCAAAGGCCGUCGAGGGUCUCGCUGGUGGCGAGUCGACUAGGCAUGACGAGUAG
Filobasidium floriforme is the source of this 1953-nucleotide messenger RNA. RefSeq lists its product as uncharacterized. NCBI's taxonomy places the organism in Eukaryota, Fungi, Basidiomycota, Tremellomycetes, Filobasidiales, Filobasidiaceae. Gene Ontology annotation, biological process: signal transduction. The record is from RefSeq and is a predicted model, not a curated record. The transcript is spliced from 9 exons. Gene Ontology annotation, molecular function: protein binding. Bases 1 to 1953 code for a protein of 650 amino acids.